Alternaria arborescens is the source of this 1587-nucleotide messenger RNA. RefSeq lists its product as hypothetical. Gene Ontology annotation, molecular function: DNA binding. The coding region runs from base 1 to 1587 and encodes 528 amino acids. The record is from RefSeq and is a predicted model, not a curated record. Lineage: Eukaryota; Fungi; Ascomycota; Dothideomycetes; Pleosporales; Pleosporaceae. The transcript has a single exon. Gene Ontology annotation, cellular component: nucleus.
AUGGGCGACCGUGAAGCAGCUAUACAAGCAGCUAUCAGCGAUAUCGAUGCUGGUGUUUUUCUAAGUCAGAGGGCGGCUGCAAAGGCGUACAACAUCCCGCAAUCUACAAUCUCAACGCGCAUACGCGGCAGACAAAGCAACCAAGCCAGCCACGUAUACCAGCAGCGGUUGACUCCAGAGCAGGAGGACUUCCUCGUACAAUGGAUACUCGAAGAAGACGCACGAGCUUUUCCUCCCUCCCAUGCACGCGCACGAGAAAUGGCGAACCGAAUCCUCCGGAUGAACGGAGACCACAGACCCGUAGGCAAGCAUUGGAUGGCUGCCUUCCUUAAGCGUAACCCACGCGUCGCAUCUGUUGUAGGUCGAAAGAUCGAGGCAGCUCGAGCUGAGGGAGCAACCCCAGCACAGAUACGCGCGUUCCUGGAGCUCUUUGAGAGGACUCGUACGAGGCUAGGCAUAAGGGCUGAGGAUAUAUGGAAUAUGGAUGAGACUGGGAAGGCCUUAGGUGUAUGUGCCAACACCAGAGUGCUCGCAUCUAGUCAGAAGAAGAAGGCUUACCAUCAGUCCCCAGAGAACCGCGAGUGGGCAUCAAUAAUCGAGUGCGUGUCGGCUACGGGCAAGAAACUGCGCUGCGGGGUGAUAUUCAAGGGCAAGAACCUACAGAGUACUUGGUUUCCUGCGAUAAUACCUAACUGGCUUUACACAACCUCUAAGAAUGGCUGGACAUCAAAUGCGAUAGGCCUCGAAUGGCUGCAACGGGUAUUUCUGCCUGAAACGGCUCCAUCAGACGAUCGUUGGAGGAUGCUAAUUCUGGACGGCCACGGCAGCCACAUUGAUCUGGAAUUCCUGUGGACCUGCAAGCAGAAUAAAGUUCAGCUUCUAUUUCUACCUGCACACUCAUCUCAUGUAUUGCAGCCACUAGAUCUCUCAGUUUUCUCAGUAGUGAAGAGAUUCUACCGAAACCAGAUCCAGGAAGUAUCGCAUCUAGACGACGCCGCGCCUGUUAAAAAAGAACGCUUUAUUACAGCCUACUAUAACGCUAGAGAGGCUGCGAUUACUGAGAGAGUAGUACGAGCUGGAUGGGCUACUGCAGGCAUCUGUCCAUUGAACAUUGAGCGGGUAGUCAACUCCUCACAGGUAGCUCAGAGGCUUGUUACGCCACCACGUCAGACUCAAGCUCAAACUGCUAAAAGCCAUCUAUCUACCCCCCGUGGACCUCGUGAUCUUUUUAUAGCUCAGCGAGAGCUGCACAGGAACGAGAGUGUUAGCCGCAAGACUCACCAGCUUAUUCAAAAAGCAGGCAAAGCUAUUGCAGUAGCAAAUACUCGCGCAGCACAGCUAGAAGCAGAGAACAAAAGACUACAUAGUCAACUUGAGGCUCUUAAGCCUCAGCAGCCACGAAAGAAAGUUCGUGUGAAUUCAAAUCAACGCUUUGCAGAUAUAGAGACAAUUAUGGUUGCCGUACAGGCGUCACAGCUUCUUAAGGCACAGCGCGAUGAUAAUGCUAAGGAGAAGGCUGCAGAAAAUAUAGCAGUCAGGACAGCAGCUCAAACGCUUCAGUCUAUGUGUACGGAGUGGCAAUUAUAG